Messenger RNA from Oldenlandia corymbosa var. corymbosa, 2012 nucleotides. The record is from the annotation of a GenBank genome assembly. Lineage: Eukaryota; Viridiplantae; Streptophyta; Magnoliopsida; Gentianales; Rubiaceae.
AUUCAUCCCACUAUAUUGGGGCCAAAAUAAAAGAGAAGAAACAAAAAACUGAAAAAAAGGGUCCAUUGUAUGCCGCAGAAUCGUCGGAGACGAAGAUGGAAGACCUACCGACGCAUCUAGUCAUCGACAUCCUGAGUCGACUCGAUGACUCGGCGGAUAUCGCUCGCUGUCGGGUCGCCUCCAAGACACUCAACUCCCUGUCUCGCGAAGUCCGGUCGAUAAACCUGCGAUGCUCCUUCGACCGUUACGCAAAGUCUCGGUCUCCCCUCACCCGAUCCUCGAUUACGCCUUUCAAGACGAUUUUCAGGAACCUGAUUUCAGAGCUCGGAAUCAUCGAGUCGGUUUCGAUUGGCGUGGAAAAGCCGCUCCAUACGGUGGCGUAUGACGAUGUCGAAGACGAGGAUGAUUUGUUCCUGACUGAUGACAAGUUUGCUGUUGAAUGGUUGCCGAAAAUUGGGAAUGGAUUGAUAUCGUGUUCGAUUUCGGAUUUCUGGGUUCAGUCUUGUUGGCGACGAUCUGAUGUCCUCUCCCUCCUUUCUUCUUAUUGUCAAAAUUUGAUUGAGCUACAGAUCAAGAAUGCUUGGCUUUCAGUGGAUGGCUUGAAUCCUAUGCCGAUGCUCUCCAAGUUGACACUUGAGUACAUUAGGCUGGAUGACGAGGACCUGGACAUGGUGAACAAGUGCUUAUCUUCCUUGCAAGUUCUGAACUUGAUUGGAGUUGGAGGUCUUAAGGAGCCGAGGAUUCAUAUGUCAGGCCUUAAAACCUGUCAUUGGACUGUGUCUAACGCUGUCACUUCGAUUAAUAUAGUAGCUCCGAGGCUUGUCAAACUGAAGCUCAAAUGUGCGAGGCCGAAAGCACUUGUUAUUGAUACUCCAUCCUUGACUGAUUUGUAUCUUUCCCUCGAGGAGGCUAGCAAGUUCAAGGUGCAUGACUUUACCAGUUUGAAAACCCUUCAUCUUGAAUCCUUCGACCUUUACCGGGUUAUCUGCAAAUUGCCUUUUGGUCCAACAAUUCAGAAUCUAAAGUUGAGCUCAACGAGAACCAUAGGGCUGAUGGUGGCUACAUAUGGCUUCAAGUUGUUGUUUAGUGUUUUCCCAAAUAUAAGUUCUCUUACUUUGAAUCCUCGGGCAUGGUCAGAGUUGGAGAUGUGUGAGGAUCUUGAAGUCCAAAAUCAGAUGAAGGGAUUGAAAGACAUUACCGCUUAUCUGGAGAUUCAUGAUUUUGACACUACUCUUUUAUUCAUCUUCUUUAUCCUCGAUAACUGCCCUAACUUGACAGAUGCAAAACUAUUCAUUCACCGCGAUGUUGUUUUCACUGUCACCAAUACUCUCAUAUCAAGGUGUAUGACCCACUGUCCAAGGGUGAGAUGGAGAUGGGGAAUGUGGAAAGUUGGAACUGAAGAUGCUUGGAUGCCUACCUGAUGACAUAUAGAAGAUCUCCUCUGAAUUUUGGUGCGUCAGGCCCAUGUUAUCAUUACUGAAAUAGAUAAAGUGCUGGCAAUAACACUUCACCAUAAGUGGCCAGAUUAGCUCUAUGUCGAAUUUGGUUUGAAAGCGAGAAGAUAGGGGAUCCAGUACCUGCAUCCUUAGCUAUGACAAGCUUGGUCCUCUUUGUGGGAUCCAGUACCUGCAUCAACAGCUAUGACCAGCUCGGUCCUCUUCUGCCUAUUAAGAACGGGUUUCGGGUUUCUGGUUUCUGGUAUAAUAAUGUUUGUAACAAAUGCUUGUACUAUGAUUUGUAUAUAGCUUUCUUAUGUUUGCAUAUAUUUAGCUUUGUUGUAUAGUACUUCGAAAGAAUGGCUUGGUAUAGAUGUUUUAGUUUCAGAGUCAGGAGUUUGGCUGAACGUCUACAGAACUUAUAUUAUGUACUCUCUGGAAAAUACAGAACUUAUAUUUGUUAACCUUAUAAGUUUGAUUCUCAUUCUCCACAUGCUUAGCGUAUGGAACCAUCAUCUACGUUUGAAUCUGAUUCGGAGCAUUCUGGUUUGAAUCUGGUUAGGACCGUUCCCAAGU